Messenger RNA from Sorex araneus (European shrew), 4528 nucleotides. It is a transcript of the gene CSE1L, whose product is annotated as chromosome segregation 1 like. The transcript has 25 exons. Gene Ontology annotation, cellular component: nuclear envelope; cytosol. Gene Ontology annotation, biological process: protein export from nucleus; protein import into nucleus. Lineage: Eukaryota; Metazoa; Chordata; Mammalia; Eulipotyphla; Soricidae. The record is from RefSeq and is a predicted model, not a curated record. The coding region runs from base 196 to 3090 and encodes 964 amino acids. Gene Ontology annotation, molecular function: small GTPase binding; nuclear export signal receptor activity.
GUUUCAUAGCAAUGGAGCUCAGUGAUGCAAAUUUGCAAACGCUAACAGAAUAUUUAAAGAAAACUCUUGAUCCUGAUCCUGCCAUUAGACGUCCAGCUGUGCUCAGGAGUUACACUGGGCUCUGCACUCAGACUUACUCCUGGCGGUGCUUAGGGGACCAUAUGGGAUGCCGAGGAUUGAGCCCGUGUCAGCUGCAUGCAAGGCAAGCGCCCUACUCGCUGUACUAGUGCUCCAGGCCCUAGACUAAAAUAUUUUCACUCUGAGAAAUUUCUUGAAUCUGUAGAAGGAAAUCAGAAUUACCCAUUGCUGCUUUUAACAUUACUGGAGAAAUCCCAGGAUAAUGUCAUCAAAGUAUGUGCCUCAGUAACAUUCAAGAACUACAUUAAAAGAAAUUGGAGAAUUGUUGAAGAUGAACCAAACAAAAUUUGUAAAGCCGACCGAGUAGCCAUAAAGGCCAACAUUGUGCACCUGAUGCUGAGCAGCCCGGAGCAGAUUCAGAAGCAGUUAAGUGAUGCCAUUAGUAUUAUUGGCAGAGAAGAUUUUCCUCAGAAAUGGCCUGACUUAUUAACAGAAAUGGUGAAUCGCUUUCAGAGUGGAGAUUUCCAUGUUAUUAAUGGAGUCCUUCGUACAGCACAUUCAUUAUUUAAAAGAUACCGCCACGAGUUUAAGUCAAACGAGUUAUGGACUGAAAUUAAACUUGUUCUGGAUGCCUUUGCUUUGCCUUUGACUAAUCUAUUUAAGGCUACUAUUGAACUCUGUAGUACCCAUGCAAAUGAUGUUUCUGCCCUGAGGAUUCUUUUUUCUUCCCUGAUCUUGAUCUCGAAACUGUUCUACAGCUUAAAUUUUCAGGAUCUCCCUGAAUUUUUUGAAGAUAAUAUGGAAACUUGGAUGAACAAUUUUCAUACCCUCUUGACAUUAGAUAACAAGCUUCUACAAACGGAUGAUGAAGAGGAAGCAGGCUUAUUGGAGCUCUUAAAGUCCCAGAUUUGUGAUAAUGCAGCUCUCUACGCACAGAAGUAUGACGAAGAGUUUCAGCGCUACCUUCCUCGGUUUGUUACAGCCAUCUGGAACUUACUCGUCACAACAGGCCAAGAGGUUAAAUAUGACUUGUUGGUCAGUAAUGCAAUUCAGUUCCUGGCUUCAGUUUGUGAGAGACCUCAUUAUAAGAAUUUGUUUGAGGACCAGAACACGUUGACGAGUAUCUGUGAAAAGGUUAUUGUGCCUAACAUGGAAUUUAGAGCUGCUGAUGAAGAAGCUUUUGAAGAUAAUUCUGAGGAAUACAUAAGAAGAGAUUUGGAAGGAUCUGAUAUUGAUACUAGACGCAGGGCUGCUUGUGAUCUAGUUCGAGGAUUAUGCAAGUUUUUUGAGGGUCCUGUGACAGGAAUCUUCUCAGGUUAUGUUAAUUCCAUGCUGCAGGAGUAUGCAAAAAAUCCAUCUGUCAAUUGGAAACAUAAAGAUGCAGCCAUUUACCUAGUGACAUCGCUGGCAUCAAAAGCCCAAACACAGAAGCAUGGAAUUACACAAGCAAAUGAACUUGUAAACCUGACUGAAUUCUUUGUGAAUCAUAUUCUUCCUGAUUUAAAAUCAGCAAAUGUUAAUGAAUUUCCUGUCCUUAAAGCUGAUGGUAUCAAAUACAUUAUGAUUUUCAGAAAUCAAGUACCAAAAGAGCAUCUUUUAGUGUCUAUUCCUCUCUUAAUUAAUCAUCUUCAAGCUGAGAGUAUUGUUGUUCAUACUUAUGCGGCACAUGCUCUUGAGAGGUUAUUCACUAUGAGAGGGCCUAACAACGCCACUCUCUUUACAGCUGCAGAAAUUGCACCGUUUGUUGAGAUUCUGCUAACAAACCUUUUCAAAGCUCUCACACUUCCUGGCUCAUCAGAAAAUGAAUAUAUUAUGAAAGCUAUUAUGAGAAGUUUUUCCCUCCUACAAGAAGCCAUAAUUCCCUAUAUCCCUACUCUUAUUACCCAGCUUACCCAGAAGCUAUUAGCUGUCAGUAAGAACCCGAGCAAACCUCACUUUAAUCACUACAUGUUUGAAGCUAUCUGCUUAUCUAUAAGAAUAACUUGCAAAGCGAACCCUGCUGCUGUUGUCAAUUUUGAGGAGGCUUUGUUUCUGGUGUUCACUGAAAUUUUACAAAAUGAUGUGCAGGAAUUUAUUCCAUAUGUCUUUCAAGUGAUGUCACUGCUACUGGAAACACAUAAAACUGAUAUCCCAUCUUCCUACAUGGCCUUAUUUCCUCAUCUCCUUCAGCCAGUGCUGUGGGAGAGGGCAGGCAACAUCCCUGCUUUAGUGAGGCUUCUCCAAGCGUUCUUAGAACGUGGUUCCGGUACAAUAGCAAGUGCUGCGGCUGAUAAAAUCCCUGGGUUAUUAGGUGUCUUCCAGAAGCUGAUUGCAUCCAAAGCUAAUGACCAUCAAGGUUUUUACCUUCUGAACAGUAUAAUUGAGCACAUGCCUCCUGAGUCAGUUGACCAGUACAGGAAGCAAAUCUUUAUUCUAUUAUUCCAAAGACUUCAGAAUUCCAAAACAACAAAGUUUAUCAAGAGUUUCUUAGUCUUUAUUAAUUUGUAUUGUAUAAAAUAUGGGGCACUGGCACUGCAAGAAAUAUUCGAUGGUAUACAACCAAAAAUGUUUGGAAUGGUUUUAGAAAAAAUCAUUAUUCCUGAAAUUCAGAAAGUAUCUGGAAAUGUAGAGAAGAAGAUUUGUGCAGUUGGUAUAACCAAGUUGCUAACAGAAUGCCCUCCGAUGAUGGACACUGAGUACACCAAACUCUGGACUCCCUUACUGCAGUCUCUGAUUGGUCUUUUCGAGUUACCUGAAGAUGACACCAUUCCUGAUGAAGAGCAUUUUAUUGACAUAGAGGAUACACCAGGGUACCAGGCUGCCUUCUCACAGUUGGCUUUUGCUGGCAAAAAAGAGCAUGAUCCUGUAGGCCAAAUGGUGAACAAUCCCAAAAUUCAUCUGGCACAGUCACUGCAUAAAUUAUCUACUGCCUGUCCAGGGCGGGUUCCCUCAAUGGUGAGCACCAGCCUCAAUGCAGAAGCGCUUCAGUACCUGCAAGGGUACCUGCAGGCAGCCAGUGUGACGCUGCUUUGACCUGCAGCUUCUGAGUGGACAGCCAGUGAGCCCUGAGGAAGUCUUGGAGAUUCCUGAGCACAGCUGUGCAAAGACAAAGCAAGUUUCCUUUUGAACUUAUCUGUCACAAACUCCAUCUUGUAAAAUAUUAAAUGUUGCUUUAAGCUGAAUCUUAAGCAAACUAGGUGGUUUGUGUUAUCAUCAGUGGGUGAUGUUUGCAGAUUCAAGGGACAAGGAUUUGUAGUUUAGUGUAUGACACGGAUUUCAAUUUAGCAUUUGCACUGUUCGGAUCCUUUUAAAAGUUUUGAGGGACACUGUUUUGCAUCUGUCUUCCUCUGUAUUUCUCAUCGUUUGUAUUGUCCUUCCACUUUUACUGGGAAUGUAAGUGAAGAAUCACUUGUAAGUUGCCAGGAAAUGUAUUUUCAUAGUUUUAAAUCUAUAAUCAGUAAUAAAAGAGCCCUAAAAUACAUAUAGGAACAUCCUAAGGACAGGUUUCCAGUGCUCUCAUACUUCACAGGUUGUUUUUAAAUAACUUCAUCAAAGUCAUUAGUUUAGUUACAGACAUUCAAUAUCCCACCACCAUUGCACCUUCCCACCACUAUUAUUUCCGAUUUUUACCCCACCAUUCAAGCCUCCCUGCCCCGGGCAGAUGCUGGAUACUUUAUUAUCUAUUGCUUAUUUUGAACAUCAUGAGAGACUGCAGGGCCGCUUUUGCGACCGUGUGCUCCUGGAAUUCUAAAUUGUAAACGGUUGGGGUCCAGAGACAUCUCUGUAGGGAGCUAAGUUUGUUUUGAGAUUCAUUUGUGAGUCUCUGGGUCAAGGCCGUUGAUGUGCUGAGCUGACGCCCAGAGGCAGUUGGUGGGCGUGACAGCCGGGACCCCCAGCAGACAGAGAGACGGGAAGGAUUGCCGAGUCUUCAGUCCCUGCUCCUGAGUACCUGCGUUUUUCUUCUGGAAUUUUGUGGCCGCUGGGGGCUCAUAACUGGAGUGGGUGGAGGAAACACCCCCCCAUUUGAGGUGGCACUAGUCCAGAAAGACCUCUGGCAAGCUGCUGUCUCCCGGCAUUGGCGGCUGAGUCUCGGGGUCAAGGCCAUUAAGGUACUGAGCUGGCGCCCAGAGGCAGUUCAUGGGUGUGACGGCCGGGACCCAGGCAGGCCGGGAGACGGAAGGGCCGGCCCAUCUCUGCCGCCACCAUCAUACCAGCUACCCCUUGAGCCUGCCCCCAUAGCAGGCCCUCAGUAAUUUAUUUUACAUUGCUUGUUACAGAUAAUUUGCUGAAAGAAUGGUCAAAAAAUGUUUCCUCAGAAGCAAGUUAGUGAAGAUUGUUGUAUCUCACCAUGGAGUCCUUAAGCCCUUGUAUAAGAGAUGACUAAAAUGUUGUUACGGGUUACGCCUUCUGUAUUUAUAUUUUGUUAGUAGAGAGUUAGACUGUCUUCUGCAUUACAUCCCAUCCAAUCUGG